AUGAAGACUGAGUUUAUGGCUUUAUGGGAUAGAUUUUCUACUGAUCCGAAUGCGAGGGUGAUGGUACUUGCUGCAACAAACAGACCAUCAGAGCUUGAUGAAGCAAUAAUGAGGCGUCUUCCUCAAGCCUUUGAGAUUGGAAUGCCUGAACGUAAGGAGAGAGCUGAGAUAUUGAAAGUGACGCUGAAAGGAGAGAGGGUGGAGCCCGAUAUUGACUACGAUCACUUAGCUCGUCUGUGCGAAGGCUACACCGGAUCGUACAUCUUUGAGCUCUGCAAGAAAGUACCUAGGCCAAUAUCACAGUUGGAUUUGGAGAAAGUUCUUGCUACGUCGAAGAAGACGCAAGUUGCAGCAGGCGAGUACUGUGGAUUGAGAUGGUCAAGGGAACCAAAUGAGAUGGAAGCAGCUAUAAGUGGAAUCUCGAAGCUACUGGUCUCUCGGUUCAUUAACCUUCAGUCUGGUUCUCAGGAUAAAACUAUUCAUGUAUGUUUAUAA
Messenger RNA from Brassica oleracea var. oleracea, 495 nucleotides. Its product is annotated as ATPase family AAA domain-containing protein 1-B-like. Gene Ontology annotation, molecular function: ATP hydrolysis activity; ATP binding. Gene Ontology annotation, cellular component: mitochondrial outer membrane. The transcript has 3 exons. Bases 1 to 495 code for a protein of 164 amino acids. NCBI's taxonomy places the organism in Eukaryota, Viridiplantae, Streptophyta, Magnoliopsida, Brassicales, Brassicaceae. The record is from RefSeq and is a predicted model, not a curated record.